Astyanax mexicanus (Mexican tetra) is the source of this 5560-nucleotide messenger RNA. RefSeq names its product retrovirus-related Pol polyprotein from transposon opus. Gene Ontology annotation, biological process: DNA integration. NCBI's taxonomy places the organism in Eukaryota, Metazoa, Chordata, Actinopteri, Characiformes, Acestrorhamphidae. The transcript is spliced from 2 exons. The record is from RefSeq and is a predicted model, not a curated record. Gene Ontology annotation, molecular function: nucleic acid binding. Bases 199 to 4257 code for a protein of 1352 amino acids.
CAAUAGGGGAUAUACUACAUCUGUAAAUGGUACACCAGACAGACAGACUAGGGCUACAGUUAGAGAUGCUUCUUUUCCGGAAAACUAAUUCCCGCUGAUGUCCUGAGCCAGGCAUCGGACGGGAAUGUUCAGGGCUCUAGAGUUAAUUCAGCUUGUUUUAGUAAGUUUGUUGGCACCUGUCCAGUAGUUGAGGUUAGUAUGGGCGGGGUAGUUAUGUCUUGCCUAUUGGAUACUGGGUCGAUGGUCACUACCAUAACAGAGGAGGCCUUUCGUGAACACUUCCAGGAUAGGGGUGGUGGGGCAUUAAAAGCUUGUCAUUGGUUGCAGCUUAAGGCUGCAAAUGGGUUAGAUAUUCCUUAUCUUGGCUAUUUAGAAUUGGACAUUGAAGUUUUAGGUAAAGUGCUACCACGUAUGGGAGUGUUGGUGGUAAGGGAUUCUACAGAUUUGCCAUUCCAACAGCAGAAAGCCAAGGUACCUGGGUUGUUGGGUAUGAAUGUCAUUCAUAAUUGUUAUUCUGAACUGUUUUCUGAGCAUGGGUCUGCCUUCUUUCAGAGCUCUGCGCUCCAGUCUGUGGGUGGGCCUUGGAAACAAGCACUGGCUGAGUGUCAUCGCCUGGAGUGUUUACCUCCUACAGGCUGUUUGGGUCAGGUGACAGUUCGUGGUCGAGCAGCGGUGCGGGUUCCAGCUGGUUCAGUUAAGUUGGUAGUAGCAACGUGUAACAACAACUUUGGAGCAGUUUUGUCAUCUGCAUUUUUCGAGCCACAUGCUCAUACAUUGCCAGAUGGUUUGCUUAUGUCUCGUGCUCUUCUUUCCAUUGACUCAGGUUCGGUGGCAGUCCCAGUAGUCAAUGUAGAACAUAGAGAUAUUUGGCUUCCCCCUAGGGUUACUUUGGGUCAGCUGUUUGCUGUAGAGAUGCAGCCUACCUUUUCAACUGGCAAGGUAGAGGAACUUUUUCAUUGUUCUGAACAGGUGGUGGCAGUGCAGUCUUUGGCUGUAGCUGAAGAUUUUUCUGAUUUGACUGUUGGUUCUUGGCCUACUCUUACUCCUGAACAGUCACAGCUGGGGAAAGACCUCUUACAGCGUUAUAGCUCUGUGUUUAGCCAGGAUGAGGGAGAGUUGGGUUGUACCCGUCUUAUUGAACAUGAGAUUCCUCUUAUCGACGACACCCCAGUUAAACAACGAUACAGACGCCUUCCCCCUUCCCAGUAUGAUUUGGUUAAGGGUCAUAUUCAAGAGCUUUUAGACCGUAAGGUAAUUCGGGCGAGUUGCAGUCCCUACUCUUCACCUGUUGUGGUAGUACAAAAGAGGGAUGGUACAAUCAGGCUGUGUGUGGAUUAUAGACAACUUAACUCAAAGACACGGAAGGAUGCUUAUCCCCUUCCCCGUAUUGAAGAAUCAUUGGAUGCAUUAGGUGGUGCCCGGUUCUUUUCAACUUUGGAUUUAGCCAGUGGCUAUAAUCAAGUCCCUAUGGCUGAACAUGACAAAUCUAAGACUGCUUUCUGCACACCCUUUGGACUUUUCGAAUUCAAUCGAAUGCCGUUUGGAUUAUGCAAUGCUCCAAGUACGUUUCAGCGAUUGAUGGAGCGUAUAUUUGGUGACGAACGCUUUCAAUCCUUACUUUUGUAUCUUGAUGACAUUGUCAUUUUCUCCUCCACUUUUGAUUUGCAUUUGCAGCGCCUUGAAGUUGUGCUCAAGCGGUUGCAGCAAAAUAAUCUGAAGCUGAAAUUGUCUAAGUGCCAUUUUUUCCAAUCUCAGGUCAAAUAUCUGGGGCAUGUGAUAUCGUCAGCUGGUGUGGCAACUGAUCCUGAGAAAAUUAAGGCUGUGUCCGAGUGGGAGCGUCCCCAGACAGUAACACAACUCAGAUCUUUUCUUGGUUUUGCAUCCUACUAUCGUAGGUUUGUGGAAGGUUUUGCCAAACAUGCCAGUCCACUUCAUCGACUUGUGGCAGUGCUGCAAGGGGGGAAAAGAAGGGUCAAGACGAAGCCUGUGGAGGGGCAUUGGAGUGAUGCUUGUGAAGAAGCUUUCGAAACACUGAAACUAAAGCUGGUGAGUGCACCUGUCCUGGGUUAUGCUGACUUCUCAAAACCCUUUAUAUUGGAGAUUGAUGCUAGCCAUGGAGGACUUGGGGCUGUGUUAUCUCAAGAUCAAGAGGGUGGUCGCAGACCUAUAGCUUAUGCCAGUCGGGGGUUGCGGGACAGUGAGAGAAAUAUGUCUAACUACAGCUCAAUGAAACUAGAAUUGCUUGGCCUGAAGUGGGCUGUCACUGAAAAGUUCCGAGAGUACUUAUUGGGUGCACAGUUCACAGUGUACACAGAUAACAACCCCCUGAGUUACCUACAGACAGCCAAACUUGGGGCUGUGGAACAACGGUGGGUGUCACAAUUGGCUUUGUUUAAUUUCAAUAUCAAGUAUCGACCUGGCUUGUCUAAUCGCAAUGCAGAUGCUUUGUCUCGACUACCAGCUUGUCCCACACCACAGUCCUUUCAAGAAACUGUCUCUGGGAUUUCUAUUCCAUUGCAGGUGGGUGCUACCAAAGCUACUAUAUCCACUAUAGAUGCUGUCCCUCUCCGUCCCAAGGCAGACCUGCAAAGGUUACAAUCAGCAGACCCUGUGAUUGGGCCAUUCCUGCAGUAUUGGCAUAGACAGAAAUUUCCAACCGCUGGGGAGCAGGCACAAGAAUCAAAAGAAGUCCUAGAACUUGUGCGUCAAUGGAAUAAGCUCAGGGAGUGUGAUGGUGUGUUGUACCGUCUAACAAGAACACCUGAUGGAGUGGAAGAAUUUUUGCAGUUGGUGUUACCAGAGUGCCUGCAGAAGGAAGUUCUGACUGCCCUCCAUGAUAACCAUGGCCAUCAAGGAGCCGAGAGAACAGCAAGUCUGGUAAGACAGAGGUGUUUCUGGCCACAUAUGUGGAAGAAGAUUGAACGUUGGUGCAAAGAGUGUUCCCGCUGUGUGGUGGCAAAAAUGGGGCAACCCAAAAUACGAACAUUUAUGGGCAACUUAUCAGCUUCCAAGCCGCUGGAGAUUAUAGCCAUUGAUUUUACUUUGAUGGACCGGGCCAGUGAUGGGAGGGAAAACGUGCUUGUGAUCACAGAUGUCUUUUCCAAGUUUACACAGGCUUUUCCUACACAGGACCAACGAGCUAGCACCGUUGCCCACAUUUUAGUGGAGAAAUGGUUUUAUGUGUAUGGUGUUCCCCAGCGUAUACAUUCUGACCAGGGCCGAAACUUCGAAAGCGACCUUCUGAAGAGUUUGUGCAAGAUCUACGAUGUGAAGAAGAGCCGCACUACACCUUAUCACCCGCAAGGAAAUGGACAGUGCGAGCGUUUUAAUCGCACCAUGCAUGAUUUGUUGCGUACCCUUCCAUCUGAGCAAAAGAGAAGAUGGCCUAAGUACCUACCCCAACUCCUUUUUGCAUACAACACCACUGUACACCAGACAACUGCUCACUCCCCUUAUGAGCUUAUGUUUGGCCGGCAGCCACGACUACCUGUAGACUCCCUUUUAGGAGUAGGUGAAGACCUUGCUGAAGGCACUGUAGAAGAGUGGAUUGAAAAUCACCAAGAACGCCUUCGCACUGUCUAUGUUCAUGCCAAGAAACAACUGGAGAAUGCUGUGGCUCAACGUAAACGUCAGAACAAAGUUGGAGUAAGUGACAUUCUUCCAAUUGGAACAGUUGUCUACAGAAAGAAUCAUCUUCUAGGUCGUAAUAAGAUUCAAGAUGUAUGGGCCAGUACAAAGUACUGUGUCACUCGAAGCCUUGAUGGAGAAGGGAGGGUGUAUUCCAUCCACCCUGUAGAGAGUCCUGGCCCAGAGAAAAACUUGCACCGCUCUGAACUGAAGGUGGUACCUGGGCAUCCUUUGGUCAUUUGUCCGACAGAACAAGAGGACGAAGGCCAGAGUCAAAUAUUUCCUUUGAGGAGCAGUAGCCCUAUUAGUGGUGAGGAGGAAGGUCAACUUCACUUGAAUCCCCCAAUGAGUGAUAGCACUAGCAGUGAGGAGGAGCAUCCCCUUGCUGGACAAUGGUUGAGAUCCAGAGAAGAGUCUGAGUUGCCAGUACCCCUUAGAUCAAGCAUAUCGGGUGGCCAUGCACCAGCCCCUCAGGUGAGACGGACCACUAGAAAGACAGCUGGCCUACAUUCCAAUCCUUAUAAUAUUCCUCGAUCAGUGGGGAGACUACACAGUGGAAUGAGUGGGACUGUAGCUCACCCAGCAGUUUCAUUGUCAGUUGGUGCUUACUUUAGGCCAUGGCAAGAAUAGGUUAACACCGGGACGGUGUUCCAUUUAAAGGGGGGGUGGAUGUAACCUGUAGUGGGGUUAUGGUGAGUGAAGCUGGCAGUGUACUCUUGAGGCUCUCCAGUAGAGGGAGGUAGUGCACUACAAAUGUCUUAAGGCUUGCAGGCUUUGGUUUAAGUCUCGUGAGACUUUGUUUAACUCUCGUUUGGUUAGAAGCGUGCAGCCGCCAUUUUUAAAAGGCUCGUGGGAUCUUGCCCAGCGAUCUUUUUGGCUCACUGCCAGGGAUAUGUGCAGGUAGCACGGAGGGCUGAAACUUCAGAGCAGCGUUUUUGGUACUUCAUUCGGUUGGUUUGGAGUGUGGUAGGGCUGGAGAAGUCAGCCGUUGUGCACCAGGGAAUCCGGUACACAUUGUGGGAGUCCAGAUACAGUGUGGAAUAAGAGCCUAUUUUGUAGUGAACUGCAGCCCUGUGUAUGCCGGUGAGCCAGUGUGCAUUGUGGAAGUCCAGAUACAGGUAUCUGAUGUUUCUGUUUAUUAUUUUGUGAGCUGCAGGUAAAAUUAAAUCAUACAGCAUGCUUAUUUGGCUGUUUUUGUUUUAAAGCAGUAACUUCCAGUAGUGGACAGCAGUAACAAGGGAAGUGGAGCCCUUCCAAGGCAGAUAUAUAGAAUGUUUAGAAUAUAGGUAGGUUCAUGUUUUAAAUUAGUUUUAAUGAAAGAAAAGUUUUAGAGCUGUAAAGUGCUAAUGGUGUGCUUUCUCCUCUUUAGGAGUAUCCCUGGCCAGUGAAAAUUAAUUAUUGUUCUUUCCUUCCCCUUGAAACUUUUAAUAGUAAAAUAUAUUAAAGAUUGGGUUUUAAAGGUAGUAAACGUUAAUUGACUUGAGUGCCAAUUCUGUUUUAAAUUAAAAUUGCAUCACAUUCAAUUGAACCAGUUGGACAGUGUGGGGCCUGGUGGGAGGUGGUAUUAUUAUAAUCUCGUGUUAACUACGCUGAGGUACAAGUCGUGAGGGUUCUCUUUUGGGGUGGAGUGUGUUUUCUUUAAGUUAAUUUUGAAUUUGUUUGAUUUUGAGUUUGUUGUGUUAUCUAUUUUAUUUAUAUUAUUAUUUUUUAAGUAUUUGGUUAUAAUUGAGCCCUUAAACUCUUGUAAACUCUCGUUUAUUUUCUUUUGGGGUAUUAUACUACUAGCUUUCCCACGUUCACGCUACCAGGCAAUUAAUUCCUUUAUUAACACUGCCAAUUGUGGAUUUUGGGUCAAUUCAUGUGAGCAAACGAGUGGUUGUUUUUUUUUUAUUUUAUUUUAGACUUUCUAAUAAAGACACAUUGUGAAACGUCA